Hypoxylon trugodes is the source of this 813-nucleotide messenger RNA. RefSeq lists its product as uncharacterized. The record is from RefSeq and is a predicted model, not a curated record. The coding region runs from base 133 to 774 and encodes 213 amino acids. NCBI's taxonomy places the organism in Eukaryota, Fungi, Ascomycota, Sordariomycetes, Xylariales, Hypoxylaceae. The transcript is spliced from 4 exons.
UCACGUGAGUCAUUUAUCAUUUAUGAGUAAUAAAAUUUUUACAAUAUUAAAUGAGGAAUCAGGAUGGUAGUGAGUAGUCGGGGGCGGGACAGGCGGUGUAAUCUAUUUUGAACGGAAUUCUCAGUGGUGUGGAUGACCAAAAUCAGCGUCCUUCUAAUGUACCAACGUAUCUUCGCUACCCCAAGAUUCAAAGCAGUAACUUGGAUCAUGAUUGGAGUCUCCAUUGCUUGGACAACCACAUUUACAUUUGCGCUCAUGUUCUCAUGUUCACCAAUUGCCUCGCAAUGGGAUGACAGUCUCCCGUACACAUGCGUUGAUGAGGUGGCGCUCUUCACCACCGCCCUAGCAACAGAUGUCGCUACGGAUUUCCUAGUCCUCCUUCUACCAGUUUAUAAAACGUGGCAAUUGAAAAUGAAGUUUACGCGAAAGGUGGUGAUUGUAUGCAUAUUCCUCCUCGGUGGUUUGGUUAGUAUUGUAGGAAUCAUUCGAAUCCACUUCCUAACCCAAAUCUACUACGUGCUCAAUAGCGGCUAUCACCCCGAUACUACUUGGGUAUACGCGCCAGUCUACUAUUGGACCAUCAUCGAAACCAAUGCCGGUAUACUGAGCGCAUGCCUUCCCACCCUCCGACCGAUUCAGGAGAGCGUCACGCGCAAUUUUUCCUUCACUAAACUCCGGAACUCGGCUAGUCAGUUGUUCUCAUCGUCAAGUGGUAAGGCGAGUAAUAUUCGUCUCGGCUCUAUGGAUAGAAGCAUGGAACUUGAUAGCCUAUAGCGUUCGCAUGCCUAAAUAACGGUGGGCCCUCUUCGUCUU